Messenger RNA from Bubalus bubalis (water buffalo), 1500 nucleotides. RefSeq names its product spermatogenesis associated 45 (gene SPATA45). The coding region runs from base 984 to 1277 and encodes 97 amino acids. The record is from RefSeq and is a predicted model, not a curated record. NCBI's taxonomy places the organism in Eukaryota, Metazoa, Chordata, Mammalia, Artiodactyla, Bovidae. The transcript has 3 exons.
AGGAGUUGGUGAUGGACAGGGAGGCCUGGCGUGCUGCGAUUCAUGGGGUCGCAAAGAGUCGGACACGACUGAGCGACUGAUCUGAUCUGAUCUGAUUUACCACAAACCAUUAAACCUUAAGCUCCUUGGGGGCAGGUAUCUAUUUGCCCUCAGUGCACAGAACAGCAACAGACCCAGAGUAGGUGCUCAAAAAAGAGCUUUAUAUGCAUAUCUCAUUUAACUCUGUUAAAAAAACAAAAUUUAGCUGAAAAAAUUUGCAAAUGAAAUUGGCUUUAUUAGGCAAUUCACGAACUGGGAGGCAUUCCAUCUAGCAACUAGAAGGGCACUUGGGGGGUUGUACAAAAUGGAAGGCUUUUAUAGGAAGGAAGGUGGGAAAGGGAGCUAUUAGCAAAAGGAAAAAAAAAAAAAAGUUGCUUUAGAUCAGGGGAAUGAGGGGAGAGAAAAGCAAAGGUUAUCUUUUCUUCCUCUGGGGGAUGGAGAGGACUCCCGUGGCAGUUCACUUUAUUGAAAAUUCCAGAGAAGUUGAUUAAAAUUGCAUUUCUGGUAGGGGUGGAAGCUGCAAUUAUAUUAGGGAUUAAAUGUAGGUUUGGCAUCAUGGGCUUUAGCACAAGUGAUGCCAUUUAGGGUUUUUGUUUUUUAACAGUUCCAGCUCCUCUCUCUUUCGACCACAUACACACAAACGCAGCUUCAUGAUAUAGAUAUCUUUGUCCUAUUUUACAGAUGGAGAAACUGGUAUUAAGAGAGAUUGAGUAAUUUAUUCAAGGACAUAUGUCUGAUAACUAAAUGGUCUCUCUGACUUUAAAACUUCUUUUAACCAGGAUUCUAUGACUAGAACAAAGCCAGAAUGGCACACAUCGUAAUAUUCCAUUGCCAGGGUAACAUAUCAGUAGGCUGAGCCACACCAGUGGACUUCAAAUAGGCUCUGAGUUGCUGUAUGUUGAAGGACAGCCAGAACCACUUGAUGAUUAUAGUUUGUCAGCAUAAUGGCAUCUGUAAACAGAAACAGUGAAAUAAUUAAAAAACUUAAAACAGACAAACGUCUCCUGGAGGAGAUAAAUGAAAAGCGAGAAUCCAACUGCCUGGUGGAAAGAAGCAAUCAAGUCAGCUUAUUGAGAGGUCAAAAGAUGCAUUUCCAUGGUGCCUACAAGUUCCUUACUCACGACCAGGUCAAAAAACCUGUUCCCGACAGUGACAGGAGCUCCUGGGUCAAACUGAGUCUCUUCGUUCACAAGGAGAAAAGGCACUUUCCACCAAAAAAUAAUGCCAUAUUUGGAUAGAUAUGUCCCUCUACAAAGACACAUAGAAACACAAUCUCUUUGAUCCUUCUUCAAUAUCUGUCUAAAUUAUUUACAAAUAUUAAUUAUAAGUGAAGUCAAAGAAAACUAUUCAUUAGAUCAUCAAGAAACCAUUGAGCCACACAAAAUGUAUUACAUCUUCACUGCCUUCCAUCGUUUAGACUUAAACGUUUUGAAGAGAGGAUUUGAGUUAUUAAAGAUACUU